UCUGGUCAUAGCUUCUACUAAGAAUAUGUGUGAGUCAUACUUCUCUGAAGUACAAAGAUUGUAAACAUAUACACUUCUUAGUUUCUUGUUCUUCACUUCCUGAGGAGAUAUUGAUUAGAAAUAGAUAGAUAUAGAAUCAUUCUUUUUACCCCAAAACAGUUCAAUUUUGACCUGUUACAUUAUCAUCACAUAUUUCACUUCUUUGCGUGGCUCCACGGGUGCAUCGAUUGAUUGGUUUCUCCUUGUUCUUGCCUGUACAGUUGGAGGAGUUUGGUAUUGGAGACACAGUACAACUGAUAGAUGAUGAGGAGAAGAUAAAGAAGAUUCAGCCUGGGCAUGGAGACUGGAAAGAAGAGAUGUCUCAGGAUCUUGGACAAGAAGGAACGGUCUUGAUAGUCCAGAGGACAGGGGAUAUCAAGGUUUUGGUCAACGGUCAUAUCUUGACAUUACAUCCAGCCUGUGUGACACUGGUCAGGACUGAAGAAGGGAGGAGUCCUACUGAAUGGGAGGAAGCCCAGGAAGAGAUAAUGCUGUUAGCUAUAAAGGAUAACCCGAUCUUAGGUCCCAUGGGUGCUGAUUUGUCGUCUAUCAAUUCUAUGAACAAAGAGAUUCUCAAGUUUGUACAGAACGCUCAAGACGGUAACCUGACAGGAGUCAAGGAAGCACUGGAGAAAAAUCCAAGCUGGGUGAACAAAGAGGUGGGACACAAGACUGCGAUUCAUCUUGCCUGCAGUUCUGGUCAGCUCGAGGUCAUCAAGUAUCUCAUCAGCAAGAAUGCUUUGAUAGAGGCCAAAGAUGAGACGGGAUUCCGUCCGCUCCACUGCGCUGUAAUAUCGGAGAAGCUGAAGGUGGUGGAGUAUCUAUUGAACCAAGGAGCCUACCCUAGUUCAGUGAGUGAAGAAAGGAUGAGUCCUCUACAUCUGGCUGCUACCAAGGGUUUCACAGAUUGUGUUGCAAUCCUCCUCAAACAUGGAUGCAAUGUCAACAUUCAGAAUGUGAGUGGCAAUGUGGCUCUUCAUUUUGCCAUUGUAGGAGAAAGCCAGGAAUGCCAGAAGCUUCUCAUCCAAUCCCCAAUGAUUGAUCUGGCGCUGAGGAACUUAGAUGGAUACAAUGCUCUUCACUUUGCUGCUCUCAGGAACUCAGAGUUCGCUGUGAAUAUGAUCUUGGAUAAGAUGCCUGUCCUUGCCUUAAACAGACAAAAAGAUGGCAUCACAUGUCUUCAUAUUGCAGCAUUUGUCAAUAAUCCUACCAUUGCAAGGAUUCUUAUUGAAAAGGGAAGAUGCACAAUUGAUUCUAACACAAACAGUGAUACAACCCCUCUGUAUCUGGCUGUGCAAUGGGGUGCCACUGAGACAGUCGAGGUGUUGGUAACACACGGUGCAAACAUCAACCAAAAAAAAACAUCAGGCUGGACAUGUAUGCAUGCCAUUCUUCAGCAGCUGACGGACCCAGAGCAUGAGGUGGAGGAUUCUCUCACUCUGAGAAAGAUUCGUGCUUCCAUGAGGGAGAUAGGAGUGCUGUCACCUGGGGGCGCCCUUGCCUGUUAUCUUGUCAGAAACGGAGGGAAACUGGACAUCCUUGACAGGGAUGGAAAAAAACCAAUAGAUUAUGUUGUGGAUCCCAAACUCAAAGAAUGUCUGCAGAAAUGUCUAGAAAUCUAUAGCCCUCAUAGUUCUCCAGCACCUGCCGCCAAGAAAGAAAGAAAUCCUCUUCUGUCGAUGAUCCUUCCCUUCUUGAACAAGCGCAGAGAGGCACGUAAGAGGCCUGCACCAAACCUUGAAGGGCUGAUUGAAGUCGAGUACUUCAGAAUGGACGGAGAGGUGGAGCUCUCUAUCAAUCCUUUCAAGAUAAGUGAUGAGCUACCAAAGUCUCCCUUGGAUGACCUGGAUGCCAUCUCAUCAGAUCAGAUGGUGACAGAUGAAGAUCUCAAGGCAAAUGUAGAGAAGGCAGCUGAGCAUGCUUGCAGUGUUUGUGAAGAGCAGAUGACUCAACUGAUUGGGAUCCCAUGCCAACAUGUACAGACUUGGCCAGGUGAAGAGGCGAGUGCCUUACCCACUGCCACCACUCAGAGAAAGGAACCAACCAAACGAGUCGUCUCUGUCCUCCGGCGUCAGAACAGCGAGUUUCGCAUGGCUCUGGCUUGCACGGUGUGUUUCCAGCGCAAGAAGGGCGUGGUGUUUGAAUGCGGUCAUAGUACCUGUAAGGAGUGUGCAGAGUUACUGCCCGAGUGCCCCGUCUGCCGUCAACCUGCCUCCAAAGUCAUCCCUCUUUACCUCUAAAGAUGGAUGCAUUCUUUUGGGUAAAGUAGUGUAUGUUAUUGACUGGUUAAUUUAGAACAUAACAUUGGUCAUAAUUUGCUGCAUGAAAUCAUCAAAAAAGAAUCAAAAGCUUUUGCAUCCUCUGCCAAAGCAUUAUCGGGUCAUUUUUAGAGGUUUUCACAAGGACUUUUUCAUUGUAAUAAUUUUUUUUUUACUAAUGACGCGGUUAGUCAAGCUAUUGGUCAUAAUUUGAUGCAUGCAUUGAUGAGAAAGAAUCAAAGAUUAUUCGACCUUAACAAACAAAACUUUAAAAAAAAAAAAAGAGC
Messenger RNA from Strongylocentrotus purpuratus (purple sea urchin), 2584 nucleotides. RefSeq names its product E3 ubiquitin-protein ligase MIB2-like. Gene Ontology annotation, biological process: protein ubiquitination. The transcript is spliced from 13 exons. Gene Ontology annotation, cellular component: cytoplasm. Bases 357 to 2279 code for a protein of 640 amino acids. Gene Ontology annotation, molecular function: protein binding; ubiquitin-protein transferase activity. The record is from RefSeq and is a predicted model, not a curated record. NCBI's taxonomy places the organism in Eukaryota, Metazoa, Echinodermata, Echinoidea, Camarodonta, Strongylocentrotidae.